CACUUUGUGUACUUGACAAAUGAGGAGCAUUACUUCUUUGAUUAUCCUUUUUGUCGUCAGCUGUUUGGCAUUUAUAGCAGAUGCUACAUCAACAACAGGUCAUCGUGUUUUAGUUUUACUGGAUUCCUUGUCUGAUAAAGACAACUAUACACAAUUUUGGCAACAAUUGCAAGGCCGAGGCUUCGACUUAGUCUUCAAAAGCGCUGAUGACCCAACAACAUCUCUUUAUUACUUUGGUGAACAAAUAUUUGCUCAUAUUAUUCAUUUUGCACCCAAGUCUAAUUUGGCAUCACAUCCUCAAUUGAACAAUGUUCAGCUCGUCAAUUAUGUCCAAAAGGGCGGUAAUAUGCUCAUUGCUGUCAGUUCUGAUGUUGAUGAUAAUGUUCGUGCUUUGGUUUCAGAGUUUGAUAUCGAAGUAGAGACAGAAAAGGUCUUUGGCCACACUCAAUUUGUUGGAGAGCAUGACCUGAUAGCAACCACCAAUGUCAUUGCUCCAGCAUCUAUUAUUGAAAAGAAACAUAUGGAAGCACCUAUUCUCUAUUCAGGCGCUGGACUGACGGUUGGAAAUAACCCAUUUUCUAUCGCAAUCUUGAAUGCUGAGCAUGACGCUUUUGUUGCCGAGAGCUAUCAGAAAAGAGCUGACACUAGUCAUCCAGUAACGUUAGUAGGCGCCUUACAGGCUCGUAACUCUGCUCGUGUGACAGUUGUAGGUUCUCUUGAUCUUUUCUCUGAUAAACUCAUCAGUUCAGCUGUCAACAUCGACUCGGAUCAUACCUUUGGCAAAUCUGGAAAUGAAGACUUUAUCAACCAUUUAUCCCAAUGGACAUUUCAAGAGAAAGGUGUUUUGAAGAUUGUGGGACAUUACCAUCAUAAAGAAAAUGAGACGGAACAACGUACAUGGUAUCGUUUGAAAGAUGAUAUUGUGUAUACAAUUGAUAUUGUAGAAUAUAAGGACAGUCAGUGGGUACCUUUUAAAGCAAAUGAUAUUCAACUUGAAGUGAUCAUGCUUGAUCCUUAUAUUCGCACUACGCUAAAACAGGUGUCAAAUGAGGAUGCUGUUGGUAGAUUUGAAGCACACAUCAAGCUCCCCGAUGUUUAUGGCGUAUUUACAUUCAAGGUCAACUAUAAGCGCUCUGGCCUUACUUACUUAUUGGCCGAAGACCAAGUGUCUAUUAGACCAUUUAGACACAACGAAUACCCUCGUUUCUUAACAGCGGCCUAUCCUUACUACACUGCUACAGGCUCAAUGAUGAUCGGAUUUAUUGUAUUUAGUAUCGUUUGGUUGUCCACCUGGGGUGGAAGUGAUUUGAGAAAGACAAAUACUAAAAACAACUAAAUAAAAACGCGUAAACACUUGG
Rhizopus microsporus ATCC 52813 is the source of this 1358-nucleotide messenger RNA. RefSeq names its product Oligosaccharyl transferase 48 kDa subunit. The transcript has 5 exons. Lineage: Eukaryota; Fungi; Mucoromycota; Mucoromycetes; Mucorales; Rhizopodaceae. The coding region runs from base 20 to 1336 and encodes 438 amino acids. The record is from RefSeq and is a predicted model, not a curated record. Gene Ontology annotation, cellular component: oligosaccharyltransferase complex; endoplasmic reticulum membrane.